CUUGGAACAUCGUGCAGAUGUCCCGACAAUUAUGGUUCGUCCAAUGUGAUGCUAUCUAUGCGAUCGUAUCCGAAGUAUCGGUAACCCAUCUUUCAUCUCUCAUAGGCUGCAGGUCAUUCGCACGCUCUGAAUAGACGUCGCUGAGACUCUGCUGGUGUUACAUAAUUCUUUCUCAGCAGCCUUGCUUCCGCGGUACAAGGAGAAGAUCAUUGGAUCUCUCUUCGGAGAAAUAUUGUUUUAUUUCACUUGUGCUUACUCUCUCUUUGUGUCAUUUCACCCCAAGAUUAGAUUCAGACCUCACUCCAUCCUAACAUGCAGACAGUCGAGGACCACACGGCAAUUCAGCCAGCGAAGACAUGGCAGAGCGUCCGUGAUUCGAAGAAGGCCGAGCAAGCUGCGCGAAUUCCAGCGGAAUGGAAGCUUCAGCAGUCAGAUUAUCCCCCAGCCGGGACAGUGGAUGUUCGACCUGUAGCCAGUACCUGUGGCAUCCUUUCCGAACGAGAGCUGAAGAUUUCAGGCGAAGCCUACGAUGCGACCUCUCUAGCAGCAGCUAUCGCUGAAGGCAUAUAUACAGCAGAAGAAGUUGCUAUUGCUUUCUGCAAACGGGCAGCUAUUGGUCAUCAGUUAUGCAACAAUUUGACUGAGAUCAUGUUCUUGGAUGCAAUCGAGGAUGCGAAGAAGCUAGAUACUUACUUCAAGGAGACAGGCAAGACGGUUGGUCCUUUACAUGGUCUGCCGAUGACUUUUAAGGAAUGUUUCCAUGUCAAAGGAUACGAUGCAUGCAAUGGCUACAUCUCGAGAACCUUUGACCCCUCCACCAAGACCACAUACUCCAUCGAACUCGUAAAGGCGGCAGGGGCAGUCAUAGUCGCGAAAACGAAUGUUCCUCAAACAAUGCUAGUCGCAGAAGCGGACAACAAUGUGUUUGGACAAACCAAGAAUCCAGUGGUACAUCACCUCACAUGCGGAGGAAGCAGUGGUGGAGAAGGUUCAAAUAUGGCGUUUCGGGGAUCUGCCAUUGGUAUUGGGACGGAUGUUGGAGGCUCUAUAAGAGUGCCAUGUGCUGCGAACGGAGUCUAUGGCUUCAAACCAACGUGCGGCGUUCUGCCUUUCUAUGGAUAUGCUGCAUCGGGAUACACAGGAGUUAACACAGGAGUACCGGCAACAUUGGGACCCAUGGCACAAUCUGCUCGAGAUUUGACAUUGUUAACUAAGGUUGUGCGGGAUGCGAAGCCCUGGCUUGUUGACCCCGCAGUGGUUCCGGGAAUCUGGGAGCAAGCCACAGUCUCAAGAAAACCAGUAGUUGGUGUAAUCCACAAGAGCGGUCUCACAUCUCACCCACCAAUCCAACGAGCUGUUCGAGAAGCAGUUGCCAAGCUCCAAGCAGCUGGUUUCGAGGUGAAGGACUUCACCCCACCAGAUUUUGGCGAGAUUCGAAAUGUCACAAAGCAGCUCUUCACGUUAGAUGCUCUCUCCUACCAGAAACGAGAAUUAAAGAAAGCAAACGAGCCAGUGGUCAAAUCGGUGGUGGAUAUAGGGUUCUGGCAACUUCCUCCAAAGACACAAGAAGAAGCCUGGGAAUGGAAUACGAAGAGACUGGGAAUCUGCAAGCAGAUGCUGGACGCGUGGCAAGAGACGAAAGUCGAUGUUGUAUUGUGCCCUACUGGUCCACACACAGCGGUAUUGCCAGGAGAAUGGUCGAAUGAUAUGUACACUGUGGCUUGGAAUGCUGUUGAUUACCCGGCUGUCGUUAUCCCAUUCACGAAGGCUGAUCCAGCGCUCGAUCCCAAAGACGCCAAUUUCGUGCCGAUGAACGAGCUUGAUGUUGUCAAUGAAGCAAAGUAUGAUCCUCAACUCAUGGCCGGCGCACCAGCCGCUCUUCAAAUUGUUGGUCCUAAAUGGGGAGAUGCGCAACUAUUGAAAGAUGUCGAGCUCAUUGAUAGUGUGCUGAAUCCCAAGAGCGACACAGACGCAAGACUGAAGACAGCGCAGUCGAAGUUGUGAUCGGGCAUCCUACUCUUUAGUCCUCUUAAUCUAUGCUCCUAUCUACUAUAAAUUUCUAUUGUAUAUAGAACCACCAAAUAUAUCUUCCAAGCUUCAGC
Molecule: messenger RNA, 2102 nt
Organism: Mollisia scopiformis
Lineage: Eukaryota; Fungi; Ascomycota; Leotiomycetes; Helotiales; Mollisiaceae
Product: amidase
Exons: 4
Coding region: 313-2004 (563 amino acids)
Source: RefSeq, a predicted model, not a curated record